CUUACAUUGGUGAUCAGUGGGAAGAAUGUCCCUCUUACAUUGGUGAUCAGUGGGAAGAAUGUCCCCCUUACAUUGGUGAUCAGUGGGAAGAAUGUCCCCCUUACAUUGGUGAUCAGUGGGAAGAAUGUCCCCCUUACAUUGGUGAUCAGUGGGAAGAAUGUCCCCCUUACAUUGGGGGUCAGUGGGAAAAAUGUCCUCCUUACAUUGGGGGUCAGUGGGAAGAAUGUCCCCCUUACAUUGGGGGUCAGUGGGAAGAAUGUCUCCCUUACAUUGGGGGGUCAGUGGGAAGAAUGUCCCCCUUACAUUGGGAGUCAUUGGGAAGAAUGUCCCCCUUACAUUGGGGGUCAGUGGGAAGAAUGUCCCCCUUGCAUUGGAGGUCAGUGGGAAGAAUGUCUUACAUUG
Molecule: messenger RNA, 402 nt
Organism: Staurois parvus
Lineage: Eukaryota; Metazoa; Chordata; Amphibia; Anura; Ranidae
Source: the annotation of a GenBank genome assembly